AUGGCCGAUAAUGACGAUGAAUAUAAUCAGUUUUUACAAACACAUCAAUUACAACUUGUUUUGAAUAAUAUUCCAAAACAUUUUUAUCGACGUUUAUAUGAAAAAAUGAAAAAUGAAAUAUUUGAUAGUGGUUCAUAUUUUCAAAUAUGUCCAGUUGAUGAUGAUGAUGAAGAAUUAGAAAAAACAUUUAAUCCUGAACGUCGUUUUUAUGUUUCAACACUUGAAAAUGUUGUACUUGAUCCAGACAAUGAUGAAAAUGCAAUAUUUCUUAUUGAUCAUGCUUGGACGUAUAGAAUAAAUGAUGCAAGAAAUAAUUUAAAAUCGAUUCCAAAUUUAUAUGAACGUAUGGCAUCAUUAAUGAACGUUAAUUCGGAAACAAAAGAUGAUGGUAUUGAAUUAAUAUUACAACGUAUGUGGAAAUUUAAUCAAACAUAUGCAUUAGCAUCUGCACAAAUCAAUCCACAUCCAGAUGCAGAAAUAGUACAAGCACCUUAUUGGUAUGUAAUGGAUGAGCUUGGUUCAUCAAUACGUCAUUCAGAUACCAAUGCAAAUGUUUGUUGUACGUCUUUUUUCUUUGUACCAACUCAAACAAUGUUUACAUUACUUUAUCCAAUUGUUCGUAUUGAACAACCAUAUACUGAAAUUUUUCGAAAUUUUGUUGAUGAUAAUAGUAGUAUACUUAUUCGAAAUAUAAAAUUAUUACCAUGGCAUCGUGUUCAUAAUCGUAAAAUAAUUCUUCGUAAUUUAACAAUUGAAAAUUGUCCUGAAUUAUUUUCAAAAAAUCUUCAAAAUAAUAAAGAAAUAUUUGAACAAUGUUAUAAAAAUGAUUUAUAUGAUAAAAUACCAAUGAAAAUUGAAUUAAAUAAAUUUGAUAAAGAUUAUAUUUGGAAAGUUUAUACAGAUCAUAAUCUUAUUAAACAAUAUUUAACUGAUCAACAUUAUCAAUUAAUUGAUAAUCUUGAUCAAGUUGAUAUUAUAUUUACAAAAAAACAAAUUCUAGAUUUUCGUCAUGAAACAUUACAGAAUUUAUUAAUUAAUCAAUUUCCAUUUGAAAAUGUCUUGACAAAUAAAGAAUUAUUAGCAUUAACAGCUAGACGAUGGAAAUCAUUAUAUGGUUCAUCAUCAACAAUAAUUGAAAAUGAUCCAUACAUUAAAUCACAUGGAAGUCCACCAUGGUUACCGAUAACAUUCAAUCUUAUUCAUGAAUUACCUCAAUUUGGUGCUUAUUUUCAAUAUUGUGAAGAUCACCAAAUUGAUAAUACUUGGAUAGUUAAACCAAUAACUUUAACACGUUCACUUGAUAUAUCAAUCACAAAUUUAUUUGAUAUGAUUAUUCGUUUACCAGAAUCAAGCUCAAAAAUUGUUUGCAAAUAUGUAUCGAAUCCAGUUUUACUUAAAAUACCUGAAAUUGAAGAUAAUGGAGUAAAAUUUGAUAUUCGUUAUAUACUACUUUUACGUAGUGUUCGACCAUUAAAAUUAUAUGUUCAUAAAAUUUUUUGGCUUAGUUUUGCAAAUAAAUCAUUUUCAAUGAAAGAACUCGAUGAUCAUGAAACACAUUUUACUGUAAUGGAUUAUCGAGUAAAUACACAUAUAAGACAAAUAGAUUGUGAAACAUUUAUAACUAUGUUUAAUGAACAACAUGGUGAAACAUGGUCAACUAUUGAACAACGUAUAUUUGAAAUGUUUCGAGAAAUAUUUCAUUGUG
Molecule: messenger RNA, 1705 nt
Organism: Rotaria sordida
Lineage: Eukaryota; Metazoa; Rotifera; Eurotatoria; Philodinida; Philodinidae
Source: the annotation of a GenBank genome assembly